AAAAGGUGGUAACUUUACGCCGGUUGAUGAUUGGAACUUGGUCAGGAUUCAUAGACCUGAGGUUUCUUGGUGCAAGUUGAUUUGGGUUGAUCCAAAUGUUCCCGAAUUCUCUUUCAUUCCAUGGUGGGUAAUCCUCAACAAGUUGCAAAAUCUACUCGUGAGGUUAUGAAGAUGAGUUUAGUAGACGGUGUUUGUCGGACUUGGUUUGGUUACACUUGUCGCCGCACCGCAUGCUUGUACCUUGUCCAUAUCCAAAGCGCUUCACACGCGUUGUCGUGUGUUUCUUUCCGAAACGAAAAACCACUCUUUUGCUCCCACUUCUUCACUCCAUCCCGUGAUUCGGAAAUGUCUGCGGCGAUUAUGGCGGCUCACCGGACCGGCCUGCCACUCCACUACUCCACGUCCAGGCCGAGGCUCCCGCGGAGGCCGGCCAAUCCGACGGUCGGGAUGGCGCGGCGGACGCGCGUGCACCGGCUGAUAGAGGAUCAGGGCGUCGUCCUGAUGCCCGGUUGCUACGACGCGCUCUCCGCCGCGAUCGUCCAGAAGGCGGGCUUCGCCGCCGGCUUCAUCUCCGGCUACGCCCUCUCCGCGUCGCUCCUCGGCAAGCCCGACUUCGGUCUCUUGACGCCACCGGAAAUGGCCGCGACUGCGAGGUCGGUCUGCGCGGCGGCUCCGUUGAUACCGAUAAUUGCGGACGCAGAUACUGGAGGUGGAAAUGCUCUGAAUGUUCAAAGGACUGUGAAAGACUUGAUAGCAGCAGGAGCUGCUGGCUGUUUUCUAGAGGAUCAAGCAUGGCCAAAGAAGUGUGGGCAUAUGCGUGGUAAGCAGGUCAUACCAGCUGAGGAGCAUGCUGCUAAAAUAGCAUCUGCAAGGGAUGCUAUUGGGAAUUCUGACUUCUUCCUCGUGGCUAGGACCGAUGCACGUGCAACAUCAGCCAAAACUGGCCUGUCUGAUGCCAUUGCAAGGGUUAAUCUUUACAUGGAGGCAGGAGCUGAUGCAUGCUUUGUGGAGGCACCAAGGGAUGACGAUGAGCUCAAGGAGAUAGGUAAGGAGAUAGGACGACAUACGAAAGGCUACAGAGUAUGCAAUAUGAUUGGAGGUGGAGUCACACCAUUGCACACUCCCAAGGAGCUGAAAGAGAUGGGCUUUCAUUUGAUCAUGCACCUGCUCACGGCGCUCUAUGCUUCAGCGCGCACCGUUGUCGAUGUCCUCAAGUCCUUCAAAGAGAAGGGAACUACAAGAGCUGACCUCGACAAGAUGGCUACAUUUGAGGAAUUUAACCAGUUGGUCAGCUUGGAGUCCUGGUUUGAGCUUGAACCACGGUAUUCGAAUUUAAGGAGUGCUGUUGGAGUAAAUUCACGGUAAUUGCGAAAGCCGAAAGUAAUAAAACUAUGUGCGGCUACUUUUGAAUUCCAAUUCCAGUUUCCCUUAGUUAGAUGGACACAGUAAUUCUACUAAUUAGUGGAGCAAUAGCCAAUUUCCAGUCUUUAAACAUGUAAUGACCCACGUGUUUGCAUGAUAGAUGCACCACUUAGAGGGUGUUGGACUCUUCUCAAUAUGAAUGCUUUUGCUAUGCUAUUGCCAAGUAAUUACAUAUAAAUUUUUUUAAGUC
Molecule: messenger RNA, 1612 nt
Organism: Syzygium oleosum
Lineage: Eukaryota; Viridiplantae; Streptophyta; Magnoliopsida; Myrtales; Myrtaceae
Product: carboxyvinyl-carboxyphosphonate phosphorylmutase, chloroplastic
Molecular function (GO): catalytic activity
Source: RefSeq, a predicted model, not a curated record